CCAUUCCAACCACUACUACCACUACUACUACCACUACUACCACCACUACUACUACUACUACUACUACUACUACUACUACCACUAAUACUUCUACUACUACCACCAUGACGCCACCAAGAAUCCUAAUAACAGGGCUUGCAUUAUUGGGCGUGUGGGCGGCGGGCGCGGCGGCGCAGAGCAACAGCUGCGACCCCUCCUGCCCGGUGGACUGCGUGCCGGGCACCAACGUGCCCGACCCGCGCAACUGUGCCCAGUACUACACGUGCCUCGAGGACUGCACGCCCAGCGACCCCGUCUUCGAGUGUGCCGAGGGACACAAGUUCGACGUGGUGACGGCGCAGUGCCAGCCCGACGCCGGCGGCGUGACCUGCGGCUACUGCGUCCCGCCGUGCCGGUACACGUGCCGCGGAGGCACGGUCCUGGCGGUGGACAGGGAGGACUGCCACGGCGCCUGGCUCUGCGCCACCGACCCGCCGCUGCACGCCCACUGUGGGGACCUGUACUUCAACGGCACGGAGUGCCAGGACGACCCCGCCCAGUGCUGCGACCCGUGCGAGGCGGUCUGCGAGGCGGCCUUCACGGAGGUCAUGGACCCCGCCAGCUGCACACACUUCUACUACUGUGCCGAGGCGGGCUUCCCGCGGCCCGAGGACCGCUACGAGUGUGACGCCGGCGAGGUGUUCCUCGACGGCCACUGCACGGCGGAGGCCUCGGCUCCGUGCUACGAGCCGUGCGCAAACAAAAUUCGACCGCGCCAUCGCGCCUACCAGCCCUCAUGAGAACCGACUAGCGACUACUACUACUACUACUACUACUACUACUUCUAUUACUACUGCUACUACUACUACUACUUCUACUACAACUACUACUUCUACUACAACCACCACUACUACUACUACUACUGCUACAACAACCACCACUACUACUACUAGCCAUUGUUAUGUAUCUUCUGCAUAGCCGCCACAGAUAGAUAAAUUGAGAGAUAGAUUGAUAAAUUAAUAGAUAGUUAUAAAAAAGGUCUCCAUCUGUAUUCUUUCACACACACACACACACACACACACACACACACACACACACACACACACACACACACACACACACACACACUCACUCU
Molecule: messenger RNA, 1114 nt
Organism: Eriocheir sinensis (Chinese mitten crab)
Lineage: Eukaryota; Metazoa; Arthropoda; Malacostraca; Decapoda; Varunidae
Exons: 2
Coding region: 105-779 (224 amino acids)
Cellular component (GO): extracellular region
Molecular function (GO): chitin binding
Source: RefSeq, a predicted model, not a curated record